AACCUAGCAUUUUGGUAGGUAUAAAAAGGACUGUCAGCCCAACCGCCGUCCGCCACCUCCGGCCACCAUCGCUGCUGUAAAACCACCGUCUAACUCCAUGAAAUCCGGCUAGCACCUCAAUACACCGUUAAAAUUAAAAAUCAUGGCAACGGUACAUUAAAACAGUCCAAAAUCAUCAUUUCUUCACCAACAGAAUCCCAGCGUUUAACUCACUAACGCCAUUGACUAAAUACAAGGUCCAGCAGCUCCUUUUUGCUAUUUCUGGGGGUUUCUAUCAGUCGAGGUCACUUCCUGAGUUCAGGUUUCUCGGAGACACACCGUGCAUCGUAAGAAAUAACAGAGUAGUGAUGGAGAAAGAAGAAGAGCUACAUGAAUCUUCUACUCCUUGCUUGCAUUUAGUCUCUGCCUUCCUCGCCUGUGAACCCCCUGAUUUUGUUGUCUCAUUUGCCAGAGAUUUUGGAGGUGGUUCCAUUACGGAAAGAGUGCAAAGUUUCAUAUGGAACGUAUGUAUCAAGAAAUCAGAUGUGAAGUGUAAUUUGCCUUAUUUGAAAAGAUUCUUAAAGAAACUCAUUGUUGAAAUCGAGUCAAAUGGGGACGUUGUUUUGGAUGAAUUGUAUGAAAAGUAUAUUUAUUGUCUGGCUUCUGUGAAGGAUGAUGAAUUGGCAAAAGGAAGCACAAGAAUGUUAAGAAGAUUUUCGUUUCUAUUUCCCAAGGAUUGUUCACAACCCUCGAGUUUUCAAAUAUUUAGGAAAUUGGAAGUCACGUUGCAAUGUUCACUCAACAUGCUUGAAGGUGAUACAGGGUGCUCAAUCUGGCCAUCAGGUCUGUUCCUUUCAGAGUUCAUACUUUCUUUUCCAGAAGUGUUCUCGGACAAAUCUUGUCUUGAGGUUGGUUCGGGUGUUGGAUUGGUUGGUGUCUGUCUAGCUCAGACAAAUUGCUCCAAGGUAAUACUUACAGAUGGUGACUUAUCAACUUUAGCAAACAUGAAUCUCAACUUGGAGUUAAAUCAGCUGGGCACUGAUAUGUUAGGACAUACACAAAGAAACAACACGUUGCAGUGCUUGUAUUUGCCAUGGGAGUCUGCCGCAGAAAAUGAGCUACGUGAAUUCAUGCCAGAUAUAGUUUUGGGUGCAGAUGUGAUAUAUGAUCCACUGUGCCUCCCUCACCUUGUUCGAGUCCUCGCGAUUCUUUUGAAGCGGGAAGAUCUCAACGUAAGUCAUUUAAAUAAUGGCUGCAAGGACUCCUAUCCACCUGACCGGAGAUGUUUUGAGAGUGAAGAAACUAGUUCAGCAGGUGAGCUUGAUAUAUAUGGUGAUCCUCAUGCUGAGCAUUUGUCGCCUGUUGCAUAUAUUGCCUCGGUAAUUCGCACUAUCGACACAUUCAAUUAUUUCCUUUCGUUGGCAGAAAAAGAGAAGUUACUUGUAUCCGACAUCACUGAAACAAUGAAGCCACUUGACUUGCUUCCUUAUGUAAAGUCAUACCAGCGGUCUAACGUAAGGAUGUUUAAAAUUUCAUAUUUGUACAAAUAAGACUAGUAUGUAACCAGACAGACUUAAGUCUGCUGUUUGGAAAUCUCUGGCUUGUUGCCACAGGUGAGAAAAAUGUUCAAGUAUACUAUUACAGGAGGCGGAAGUUUUUUUUUUU
Molecule: messenger RNA, 1644 nt
Organism: Solanum lycopersicum (tomato)
Lineage: Eukaryota; Viridiplantae; Streptophyta; Magnoliopsida; Solanales; Solanaceae
Source: RefSeq, a predicted model, not a curated record